Uloborus diversus is the source of this 477-nucleotide messenger RNA. It is a transcript of the gene Rrp47, whose product is annotated as nuclear nucleic acid-binding protein C1D-like. The record is from RefSeq and is a predicted model, not a curated record. Gene Ontology annotation, molecular function: RNA binding; DNA binding. Gene Ontology annotation, cellular component: nucleolus; exosome (RNase complex). NCBI's taxonomy places the organism in Eukaryota, Metazoa, Arthropoda, Arachnida, Araneae, Uloboridae. Bases 61 to 477 code for a protein of 138 amino acids. Gene Ontology annotation, biological process: maturation of 5.8S rRNA; regulation of gene expression. The transcript has 4 exons.
UCCCAAACAAAAUUUAGAAAACGCAGAAAAGUGUUUUUUGGUUCUUUUUAAACUAUAAUAAUGACUGCCGCAGAAAUUGAUAUUCCAGAAGAAAUUUUAGACAAACUACAAAGUUUUCAUGAGGCAUUAAAAAAUGUAGACGAAAUGCUUCGUCCUCUCACAACUAUCAACAUUAAUUCAUCUGAUGUUCAGAUGUCACCUCUUGAUAAAGCAAGACUUAAUUUGAGCUGUGGUUAUGCUUUGAAUUCUCUCUUUUGGAUGUAUUUGAAUACUCAGGGAAUUGAUCCUAAAGAACACAGCAUUAAGACUGAACUAGAAAGGUACAAAAGCUUCAUGCUAAGGGUGAAAGAAAUAACCGAUAAAGACAAAGCUCCUACCCUGGAUAAAGCAGCUGCUGGAAGAUUUGUACGCAAUGCCUUGUGGAAACCUAAAGAGAAAGAAGCUGAAGAAACAGAUGGUUGGUUUUCAUUUUCCUAG